This is a messenger RNA of Elgaria multicarinata webbii, 3679 nucleotides long. RefSeq names its product dihydrolipoamide S-acetyltransferase (gene DLAT). The transcript has 14 exons. The coding region runs from base 39 to 1985 and encodes 648 amino acids. Gene Ontology annotation, biological process: pyruvate decarboxylation to acetyl-CoA. Gene Ontology annotation, molecular function: dihydrolipoyllysine-residue acetyltransferase activity. NCBI's taxonomy places the organism in Eukaryota, Metazoa, Chordata, Lepidosauria, Squamata, Anguidae. The record is from RefSeq and is a predicted model, not a curated record.
UCCUCCUCCUCGACUGAGGGAGGCGCGGCGCGAGCGGGAUGUGGCGCGUGCUGGCGCGGCGCGUGGCCCAGCAGUGCGCGGCCCCGCGGAAGGGCGCGCGCCUGGACGGGCAGCCGCUGCGGGGGCGCUCGUGGGGCGGCACCGGCAGCGCCUCCGCCGCCGCCUCCGCCCUCGCCGCCUCCUCCGCCUCCUCCUCCUCCUGGGGGCGCCGCGGAGGGGAAGCGCUGCUGCUCCGGCACCAGGCCCGGAGGGAGGCCUGGCCCCGCACCGCCCCCGCCCGGCACUGGUGCAGCAGGCACCCGCCCCACCAGAAGGUGCCUUUGCCUGCUCUCUCCCCUACGAUGCAGAUGGGGACUAUCGCACGCUGGGAGAAGAAAGAAGGGGAUAAGAUCAGCGAGGGGGAUCUGAUUGCAGAGGUGGAGACGGACAAAGCGACUGUGGGGUUUGAGAGCUCGGAGGAAUGUUACCUGGCCAAGAUUCUGGUGCCGGAAGGAACACGGGAUGUUCCCAUAGGAGCCAUAAUAUGCAUCACUGUGGACAAGCCUGAGCUUAUUGAUGCCUUUAAGAAUUACGUUUUGGAUUCUACAGCAACUGCCCCACCAGCCUCAGUGCCUCCUCCUCCUCCACCAGCAGCAGCUCCCACCCCACCAGCAGCACCAGCCUCUGCUCAGGCUCCAGGUAGCUCCUAUCCUCCUCAUAUGCAGAUUGUUCUCCCUGCCCUCUCACCUACGAUGACGAUGGGCACAGUUCAGAGAUGGGAAAAAAAGGUUGGUGAGAAGCUGAGCGAAGGAGACUUGUUGGCAGAAAUUGAGACGGACAAAGCUACGAUAGGCUUUGAAGUGCAAGAAGAAGGUUACUUGGCAAAAAUCCUGGUGCCAGAAGGUACGAGAGAUGUCCCCUUAGGAGCCCCACUCUGUAUCAUCGUGGAGAAGGAAGCUGACAUCCCUGCGUUUGCAGACUACAGAGAUGCUGGAGUGGCAGAUAUCAAGCCUCCAAUGCCACCUCCAUCUAGUCCUAUUCCAGUGGCAGCUUCUCCUUCCUCUCCAUCCCGGCCUGCAGCUCCUUCAGCCAAGAGCCCUGCACAUAAAGGGAGGGUAAUAGUCAGCCCCCUGGCAAAGAAACUGGCAGCAGAGAAAGGAAUUGAUAUUUCACAGGUGAAAGGUACAGGACCAGAUGGACGGAUAACAAAGAAAGACAUUGACUCAUUUGUGCCAUUGAAGGUUGCCCCGCCCCGGGCAGCAGAAGCAGCAGCACCUCCGCCUAUACCAGCUGCCACCGCAGCCCUCCCCACGGGCGUCUUUACAGAUACUCCAAUCAGCAAUAUUCGAAAGGUGAUCGCCCAGCGUUUGAUGCAGUCUAAGCAAACGAUACCUCACUACUAUCUCUCUGUCGAUGUAGACAUGGGAGAAAUUCUGGUGCUAAGAAAAGAACUCAACCAGGAGAUGCCGCAGAACACUAAGCUUUCUGUCAACGACUUCAUUAUUAAGGCUUCAGCUCUGGCGUGUUUGAAGGUUCCAGAAGCAAAUUCCUCUUGGUUGGACACAGUCAUUAGGCAGAAUCACGUAGUCGAUGUGAGUGUUGCAGUCAGUACCCCAGCAGGGCUUAUAACCCCAAUUGUAUUUAAUGCACACGUAAAGGGAUUGGCUUCCAUUAACAACGAUGUUGUGACAUUGGCAACCAAAGCACGCGAAGGCAAACUGCAGCCGCAUGAAUUUCAGGGAGGAACUUUUACAGUGUCAAAUUUAGGAAUGUAUGGCAUUAAGAAUUUCUCUGCGAUCAUCAAUCCGCCACAGGCUUGUAUUUUGGCAGUUGGUGGUUCUGAGAAAAGGCUUGUCCCAGCGGAUAAUGAAAAGGGGUUCGAUGUCGCCAGUGUGAUGUCUGUUACGCUUAGCUGUGACCACCGCGUUGUGGACGGAGCAGUUGGAGCGCAGUGGCUUGCCGAGUUCAAAAGGUUCCUUGAGAAGCCGGCCACCAUGCUGCUAUAAUCUCUCGGGGCCACCAGGACUUUCUUAGGUCACAUCACUUCAUUCUACAGAAGCUAUUUAUAUAUUUAGAGUUUAGACUCUUAAGACAAAUGUUCCUUUCUUUAUUUUUUAAAAAAUAUAUAUCUAAAAAUAUAUAUAUAUGUAUACAGUUGCUGGUAAUUUAUAUUACCCAUUGUACAGAUUUAAAUGGUUUGCAAGAGGCUUCCUGGAGCCAAGUACAGCUAUACUGUAUUUUAUACAGUGAACGGAUGUGCAAACUUUCCCCCCCUCUAAAUAGUCCAAAGUCUUUUAAAAUCAUGUGGCAGCGCUCAUGUUUCUGAGUAAGGGGACACAGACCCACCCAGCAAAAUGAAUAACUCCUUCUGUGUUGUCAGAAACCAGGGAGCCAGACUGUAAAAGCAAAGGGAAAAAAAAACGGCGUAUCUAAUGGCUGAAAUCUCCAGUCCAGCACAGAAAGUGAAGCUGUUUCUGUGUUCUGUUCUCCUGUCCUUUAGAUUAGCAGGCUGUCGUGAGGGAUAGUAUAGAACAGGCUUCCUAACAGUUCACCUUUCAGCUUAUUUUCUUAAUUCAGUUAUUCAGACUUUUAGCCACAGGAACCCUUUUAAAGCACUUUAAUGCAAAAGGGAAGCGUCAGUCAAACAACCAAAAUUAUACGUCAAAAUUGCAUUUUGAAAUACUUCCUAACGAAAUGCCCCUUAAGUGAAUUUUCAUGACUUCACCAUAUUAUUUUUCUUUUUGCAUUAAAUCUUUCAUGCUUAAGAAACUGCUUUCCUCUACUUUAGUGGAUGCUGCUUCACUCCAGGCAGGAGUCAUUAUUCAGGGAACUGCUGAAGUUCUGUACAAACUUAAACAUAUAAAACAUUGUGGCCUCAUUAUCUGAACUCCAUCAUUAGGGUCUCUCCCCCUAACAGUCUGACCUAGGAAGCUCUAGGAGGUUUUGAGACUAGGUGCAAUCCAACUGGUACUUGUCCUCCCAUUGAAGUGAAUAUGAGGUCACAGUCUUCCUUCAUUUAAACAAGUGUUGUGUAGAAAAGAAGGCCCUGGUGAAUUGUGACCACUGGCCCUAAUCAAAAGUAAGUUAGUUGUGCUUUACUAUCCCACUGAAAUGAAUAGGACAAGCUGGCCGUGAAUCCUGUUUAUUUCAAAGUAGGCACAGCUACCUUUUUCUGGAACAGGACCACUGAUACUUUGCUGUCUUGCCCAACCCAGAAUUUCUUCAGUCCUGUAAAUAGUGUAAAAACAUUAAAUUGCUUGAAAUGGGAUUUUGUUUGAAAUGGUGGCCCAACACAUUUAGGGAUUGUGUCAGUAAUGAGGAUAGACUAGUAGAAAACACUCCCCUGUUUGCUUUCUGAAGGAGAUUUUAAUUUAAAAAGGAGGAUCAUGUAAUUGCUAAGUGACGUGACCUGGAGAGCCAAGUAGGCAGUUAAAUAUGUCCCAGAUGAUUCUGUACCAUAUGCAUUGCAUUAAGUAUUGUCUCUUGUAAAGUCGUGCUACCAAAUCCACUAAAGAUAAUACUCAAGAUUAUACUGUGGAAAUUAAAUAUUUUUCUGAGACCUAACAAAUGUGUUUUUGAUUUGGUUGCAGUUAUGCCUAAAAAGCUUACCAUUUUGGUAAGAAGCAACUUGCACUUAAAUGUCCUGAGUUCUAGACCGGUUCGUUAAGCCGGUUGUGUUCCAUUAAAUGUUUGAAAUUUA